Molecule: messenger RNA, 1746 nt
Organism: Callithrix jacchus (white-tufted-ear marmoset)
Lineage: Eukaryota; Metazoa; Chordata; Mammalia; Primates; Cebidae
Source: RefSeq, a predicted model, not a curated record
UUCUAGGGAUAUGUAUACUUCACUUCCCUCCUUUCCUCCUGGGGAAGAAGAUUAAGCAGAAUUGUGCCAGCUGUGGUGAGCUACCCAACUCUUUUCUUUAUUCUUGACUUCCCCUAGGAAUUUAAACUAUUCUGAUUCUCUCAGUGUUCUGAGUGAGGCAGAAAAAAAAGAAGUCUCUUGAGCACUGUGCCAAAAUGCCAGAAAUGAUGAAUAUAUGCUCCACUCUCUUCCCUAUUCCUGAAUGGAGCAUCCACAAGCUAAAGCAAUUUCUCCCAGUUCAGAGCUGUGCCAACUUGGGGGAGAGACUGAUGCAGGUAGAUUCAAGAGGCUAUAGGAAAGGAAAUACUGCUUCCAGGAGUAUUUGCACAAUUCUGUGAAAGGGUCUGAGCACAUCUGGAAGUGAGGUCAAUCAAUUUAGACUCCAAAAACCUUUGUGGCAACAGUGGAGAGGGGAAAAUAAACAAAUACUCCAUGAACAUGAAUCUCAACCCCUCGACAUCUGCUCUUUGGAUUGAGGGUAAAGGCAGCCAUAUUACGGCUAGAAAUGUAAGCUGCUUUCUAGUCAGGCACACCCCUCAUCCCAGAAGAGUCUGCCACAUCAAAGGCUUGAAUAACAUCCCCGUCUGUACUGUGAAUGAUGAUGAGAAUGCAUUUGGAACAUUUUGGGGAGUUGGCCAGUCUAACCACUUAGAGAAGAACAGGAUACCAUUUGCCAAGUGCAGUUACGCUCCCGGCACUGCAGGUCAGGAAAGCCCUGUAAGAGAAGUGUCGCCAGCCCCAAACAGUGCCAAAGUGCCCCCACGGCCUCAUUCUGAGCCCAGUAGAAAAAUUAAAGAGUGCUUCAAAACUUCCAGUGAGAAUCCCUUAGUAAUUAAAAAGGAAGAAAUUAAGGCUAAACGGCCACCAUCACCUCCAAAAGCAUGCUCUACUCCUGGCUCCUGUUCUUCAGGGAUGACGAGUUCCAAGAAUGAUGUGAAAGCAAACACCAUUUGCAUACCAAACUAUCUGGAUCAGGAAAUAAAAAUCCUGGUAAAGCUCUGUGACAUUUUACAAACUGAUUCUCUGGCAGAAGUUUUACAGUGGCUACUUCAUGCAAGUUCAAAAGAAAAAGAGUGGGUCUCAGCUUUGAUUCAUUCUGAGCUCGCUGAGAUAAACCUAUUGACUCAUCACAGAAGAAACACCUCAAUGGAACCAGCGGCAGAGACUGGGAAACCACCCACAGUUAAAUCACCACCCAUAGUUAAAUCGCCCCCAAAUUUACGUGCAAAAUCAAAAGUGCUGACCAGAGAUACAGAAGAGCAUCAACCCACCAGAGUGCCAAGUCAAGGAUCUGAAGAAAACAAGGAAGUACCAAAAGAGACUGAGCACAAGCCUCCAUUGUUUAUAAGAAGAAGUAUUAUGAAAAUACCUGUUGCAGAAUAUUUCAGCAAACCAAAGUCUCCUCCCAGGCCUAACACUCAGGAGAGUGGAUCAGCAAAACCAGCGUCAACAAGGAGUAUACAAGAAUACAACCUCUGUCCCCAAAGAGCAUUUUAUCCUUCAACAUAUCGAAGGUAGAAGUUCUAGACUAAGUGAAUUCUUUCCUGAAUAUGAGCUUCACAUUUACAUCACUGAAUUAUUUUUCAAAUAAAUAGUUUUGGUAUUGAGGAAUCAAGUGGUCCUCUUAUGGUGGCACAUGUAAAUCUAAAAACAUCUGUAUAUAAUGCUACAAAUAAAUAUUACUGGAGAUGAUAUUUCCAUUUGUAG